AGAUUGAUACAGACUUAUAAAAAUUGUAUCUGGCAUCCCUGCCGAGCAGCACAUCCAGUUUUAGCAGCCCUGGCCUGGCGAGGAGUUCGGAUUGCGACGGACUCGGUCUUGGACGUGUCUGAUUUGGACCGCAAUUUUAUUGCAUUGAAGAAGAGGCUACCAGUGCUGGAAAAGUGAAAAAUUGUUAGAAUAUUCCAGAGUGCAUUGGUUGACGAGCGGGAUUUGGGAAUAAGCCAUCGGAUUACACAAAAAUACAUCGGAAUCGGACCUCACGAGUGAGAUACGAACUCGCAAGGAAUGCGCAAAGAAGCAAAAGGAGGAACGAAAAGUAGGUUCGAGAAAAGCAAGAUGAAUGGAAAUAGUUUGAGCUAAAUAAGGAAGAAAUUCGUGUUUGACGAAUCAGAGAAAGGGGCGCUUAGUACGUUGUGUUGAUUCAUACUGUUGGGAGUGUUUUCAUAAUAGUUGAUAAAUUAUUGUUGCCCAGUGCGUCGUAUUAUAUUGAUGAAUGUGUAGAUUGUCGAAAUCAAUUUUCGCCUAAAAUACGGGAAGAUAAAGUGCAACGGCUGUAUUGUGUACGUAGUGGACGGCGAAGUGAAGUGGAAUAAAGCAAAUCCAGUCAUUCCGAAGAGUCUCGGCAGGUUCACGUGAAGAUCGGGGUGUGAAAGAGGCAAAAGGGCGAACGACAGAGUGGAGCCAGAAUUAAUAUCAACAAUAAGAGCAAAGCGAUAUAUUCUCUAGAGUGGUGGCAGCUAAAAAUAAGGAAUGUAAAUUUGGAGCAGCCUGUUGUUCCUGGGCCUGCUGGCAAAUUAUGAUUGUGCGGAAAGGAAGAAACCUUCACUUAAACUGAAGGCAAGGCUGACCAGCGUCGUCGUGUAUUUAUUCCGGGCAGCCUAGUGUGACGGACCGUGUUUACUCUGGAUCAGCCAACGGAGGCGACAUGUUGGCACCGGGAAUACGGGUCGUCCGAGGACCCAACUGGAUCUGGCAGAAACAAGAUGACGGUGAAGGACACGUGGGAACAUUGUGCGAAAUAGGACGAUCCGGAUCGACGCAUUCACCGGAGAAAACAGUGGUAGUGAACUGGGAUUCCGGUCAUCGGACCAACUAUCGGGUCGGUUAUCAGAAACAGUACGAUCUAAUUGUAGUGGACAAUGCGCAAAUCUGUGUGAAACAUCCGAACAUCAUCUGCGACGGGUGUAACAAGCCAGGAAUCGCCGGUAUCCGGUUCCGAUGUGCGGACUGUUCCAAUUAUGACCUCUGUGCCAUAUGCUACGGAAACGACGUACACGAUCUAGAGCACUCGUUCAUCCGAUAUCAAACGGCGAAUUCCGUUGGAGUUCGUGUUCCGCCACGCAAGGGUGCACUUAAGGUACAGCUGAAGGGAAUUUUUGUCGGAGCACGCGUCGUCCGGGGGCCGGACUGGGAAUGGAAUAACCAAGACGGCGGUCCAAACAAAACCGGGCGUGUUAUGGAAAUUCGUGGCUGGGAUAACGAAUCUUGUCGAAGCGUAGCGAGUGUAACUUGGGCGUCCGGAUCUACGAACGUGUACCGGCUAGGUCACAAGGGAAACGUGGAUCUGCGCUACGUGCAGCCAGCCGUUGGAGGAUACUAUUAUAAAGAUCACAUGCCGGUUUUAGGGCAACCGGAGGAGCAGCAACCGGUUUCGCCGCCUGUUCGCUCGCACUUCAAUGUCGGAGAUCGGAUCCAGGUGGCCAUCCCGGAAGAAAGACUCAUGGCACUGCAGCAGGGCCACGGAGGCUGGAAUCCGCGGAUGGCCGAGUAUCUGUCGAAGAUAGGCAUUGUACAUAGGAUCACGGAGAAGGGUGAUAUUCGGGUUCAGUAUGAGGGUUGCGCCAACCGGUGGACGUUUCAUCCGGCGGCCCUCAUCAGGAUCUAUAGUUUUAAUGUAGGAGACAUUGUAACGUUCAUCACGGAUGCGGUCAAAAUGCAGCAACUGCAGAAAGGCCACGGCGAAUGGGUGGAAACGAUGCACAACGUGCUCGGGAAGUCAGGAAAGGUGAUCAAAAUCUACGGGGAUGGUGAUCUGAGGGUGCAGCAGUUGGAUGAUGAUUUAGCCUGGACGGUGAAUCCAAAGUGUGUCAAAUUGGAGCGUUCGUUGAUAUCGCAGGCGACGGCAACCGAACGAUCCAACAGUAUGAUGGAUUUGAGCAAUCAGCGCACCAACGAGCACCAUAUAGCGCCCCUAUCGGGACUAUCCGGAACGUCGGCUGCCGACAGGCUUGUUAGAGAGGCUGCCCAAGGCAAUAUGGAUUUCGUGCAAAAUUAUCUCAGUGCCAAUCCGGAAGAAGUGGACUGCGUCAGCGGGGGGAAAACAUGCCUCCAGGUGGCGGCCCACCAGGGCCAUGUCGAUCUGGUCAAGCACCUGCUGGCACUCGGUGCCAACGUGAACGUCGUGGACAAGGAGGGUGACUCGACGCUUCACUACGCGGCAUUCGGAAACCAGCCGGACAUUAUGCGCAUACUGUUGCAGCACAAUGCCAACAUCGACGUGCUGAACGCUUCGCACUGCUCAGCGUUGCACAUUUCGGCCCACAAGAAACCUCCACACUGUGUCAAGGUUUUACUGGAGUUUGAGGCGAACGUCAAUGUGCAGGAUGCUUACGGUGAUACGGCAUUGCACGAUGCGAUAGGCAAAGAGAACACCGAGGUCGUGGAACUAUUGUGUGCAUGUUCCACUUUGGACUUGACCAUAAGAAACAAACGAGGAUUCAAUGCGCUGCACCAUGCUUCGCUGAAGGGUAAUGUUCACGCUGCGCGUAAUAUCAUUCGGCUAGCGCGGCAGUUGGUCAAUGUUCGAAAAGAUGACGGAUUUUCAGCCUUGCAUCUAGCAGCACUGAAUGGACAUUCGAAAGUGGUCGAUGUUUUGGUAAAGGAGGGACAAGCUGAUAUUAAUAUAAGAAACAACCGGAGACAAACGCCAUUUUUGCUGGCUGUUUCCCAAGGUCAUACUGCUGCUAUUGAAAAAUUGGUUGAAUUAAAGUGUGACAUUGCUGCUAAAGACGAAGAUGGUGACAAUGCAAUGCAUUUGUGUAUCAUUAAGAAGGCGAAUCUUGUGCAGGAUGUUACGGUAACGGAUUCUCCCAUGAUUUUCGAAAUGUAUCAAUCUUUGGCGCCGAUUGUUAGUGAAAAUCGUUUGAUGUAUGCACUGUUGUGCUUUCUAGCGAAAGAAGGAUGCCCCUUGGAAGUAAAUUAUAAAGGCGCAAGAGUGUUAGAUUGGAUUCCUAGUCAACAAAUAAAGGAUAUUAUAAUUGGAUAUGAGAGAGCUAGAAUUGCUAGAGAGAAAGCUGCAAGUGCAGGUCCGCCUGCUACCGAUCGAUCGUUGAACAACUCUCGAGAGGAAGAUGAUGAUCCUCCUAUAAUUCAGAUGAAUUCCAACUUGGAGGCAAUGAGUCUGGCUGCUAAUAAUUUAGAUGAAAGCGAAGGCAACAAUUCGAUUGUGCUACACGAAGGAGCUGCAAGUCCUGGGACCAGUGGAUUAGGGCAAUCAAAUCCGCCAACUCCGGCCCGCAGAAAUCGCGGGCACAAUCGAGAGGCUGCCGGUGUAACUCCGCCGCCCAUUCCAAGUCAUCAUCCGAACGUGGUACAAGAGGAAGACUCCAAACGAAUGAACAAUGAGCCAUCAGUCCCGAGUGAAGCAUCUGGUCCCAGUGUUACUCCUUUAGAUAGUCCAGCACGUUUCCAAUCACCAAAUAGAGCCUUAUCGCCUAUCAUGGCGGGCACACCCGAGUCUGGCGGUGGUAGUUCUUCCAAGCAUAUCAGCCGACGACAAUACUCCGAGAAGAAUCCAACUGCUUCCCCAGUGGCAGUUCUGUCUACAAGUCCGCCGGUAAUCACCAACCUCCCUCAGGAAUGUAUCGUCUGCAACGAACUAAUGCUGUUAAUUAUCUUCGACCCAUGUCAGCAUCAAAUUACUUGCGAAGAAUGUGGUAUUCGUAUGAAAAAGUGCUUGUCCUGUGGUGUGUACAUAGAACGACGCGUUACUAUCAACGGAAAACAGUUGUUCAAUCCGAAAGACAAUCGCCAACCAUCCGCUGAUCGACUCCGCUACCUCGAAAGUAAGAUAAUGGAAAUCGAAGAAACACAUUGCUGUAGCAUCUGCAUGGAACGACGUCGUAAUGUGGCCUUCCUGUGUGGACACGGAGCUUGUUCGAAAUGCGCAGAAACGCUCAAGAUUUGUCACAUGUGCCGCAAAACGAUAACUAAAAAAAUCAAUCUAUACUAAAUGUGUUUUACUGUCAACUCCGACCGCGGUUUUUUUCCGGUUCAACCGCGAUGUUACCAAAAAUUACGAAGCGUUUUACUACAGCCACUCUAUCUUAUCUUUCUCCUCUUUUAACAUUCUGUGCUUCUGUGAAUGUCAUCCUUAUGGUAUGAAAAAAAAAUCCGUGAUCUGCUGUUAAUAUCGACCCAACAUGUCUUUUCUUGAGUCGAUUUUCUACUUGUUCUGCACUAUGUUUCAGCACCAUAUAACGUCACCCGUGUAAUCCGAGUUGUACAACACUUUUUCGCUAAGAGUAGAUAGUAUUUUCCUAAUUGAAACAUUUCCUUUCUCGCUACCAAAAAAAUAAAUAAAUCACCACUAAAUCUAAGUGUAAAUAAGCUGAAUUGUAACAAAAAAUAAGUGUAUUUAUGUGCAUGUUCUUCCAAAAUGCUCUGACCGUGGAAAACUCUAAGCCAACAUGGAUAUGCGGAAGGCUAAUUUUAGUAAUAAACGAACCGAACUAUUA
Messenger RNA from Armigeres subalbatus, 4748 nucleotides. It is a transcript of the gene mib2, whose product is annotated as E3 ubiquitin-protein ligase MIB2. The transcript is spliced from 7 exons. The record is from RefSeq and is a predicted model, not a curated record. NCBI's taxonomy places the organism in Eukaryota, Metazoa, Arthropoda, Insecta, Diptera, Culicidae. Bases 938 to 4243 code for a protein of 1101 amino acids. Gene Ontology annotation, biological process: protein ubiquitination. Gene Ontology annotation, cellular component: cytoplasm. Gene Ontology annotation, molecular function: ubiquitin-protein transferase activity; zinc ion binding; protein binding.